Messenger RNA from Cutaneotrichosporon oleaginosum, 3431 nucleotides. RefSeq lists its product as uncharacterized. The record is from RefSeq and is a predicted model, not a curated record. Gene Ontology annotation, molecular function: ATP-dependent chromatin remodeler activity; ATP binding; ATP hydrolysis activity. Gene Ontology annotation, cellular component: chromatin; nucleus. Lineage: Eukaryota; Fungi; Basidiomycota; Tremellomycetes; Trichosporonales; Trichosporonaceae. Gene Ontology annotation, biological process: regulation of transcription by RNA polymerase II; nucleosome organization.
CCACUUCGUCCUCCAUCCCACUCCUUUCCUUUCUCUCUUGCAACUGCUAUCGUUCACAUCUCUCUCCAUCACUUUUGCAUUACCCCCCGCGAUACCACUCUCACACCCACAGUCAUGAAUCCGCUUCUCGCGGCGGCCAACCAGGCGCAGUCGGGCCUCGACGAUGACAAGCUUUCCGACUAUGUCCCAGACUCGCGCGACCUCUCCAUGUCUCGAGCUGCAUCGACAUCGGGGUCGGACAAGCAUCACAUCAAUACCGGGCCUGUAACGCCUGAAGAUGAUGGAGAGGACGAGUUGAUUGACUCGGACGAUGAACUCGAUGAGGAGGCCAUUGCGGGUGGCGAGGUGACCGUAACACCAUCAGCUCAGCGUCGGCAGGAGCAGACGGCCGCGCGCAAAGCAGCCACAUUGCAACGUAAAGCGCACAUUCAGGACAUCAGCCAAAAGCGCGGUGCUAUGGAGAAGGCGAAGCUCGCCGACUCAAUGAAGCGCUUCAACUACCUGCUUGGUCAAACGGAGCUCUUCCAACACUUCGUGGAUCUCAAGAAGCAGCGCGAGCCCGAGUUCGCUGCCAUGCUUGACGAGCAGCUUGCUCAAAGCUCCAAGGGGAAGAAGAAGGCGAGCGAUAACCGCCACCGCAAGUCUGAGAAGGAGGAGGACGAGGAGCUCCUGAAGGACGAGGAUGCCGAGGACGACGCCUUUGUCUUUGAGGAAAGCCCAGCUUACGUCAAAGGCGGGAAGAUGCGCGACUACCAGGUGCAGGGUCUGAACUGGAUGGCCUCGUUGCAUCACAAUGGCAUCAACGGUAUCUUGGCAGACGAGAUGGGUCUCGGCAAGACGCUCCAGACCAUUUCGUUCCUUGGCUACCUCAAAUUCCACCGCGGCAUCAAUGGUCCCCACCUCGUUGUCGUGCCCAAGUCCACCCUCGACAACUGGCAGCGUGAGGUUAACAAAUGGGUGCCCGGAUUCCGCGUCCUGGUGCUCCAAGGCACCAAGGAGGAACGCGCCCAACUCAUCAAUGACCAGAUCCUCACCCAGAAGUUUGACAUCCUCAUCACCUCUUACGAGAUGUGUCUGCGUGAGAAGUCGACUCUCCGCAAGUUCAGCUGGGAGUACAUCAUCAUUGAUGAAGCACACCGCAUCAAGAAUGUCGAUUCGCUUCUCAGCCAGAUCAUCCGCACUUUCACGUCCCGUGGCCGCCUCCUGAUCACCGGAACCCCACUCCAGAACAAUCUCCAGGAGCUGUGGGCGUUGCUCAACUUCAUUCUACCCGACGUCUUCUCGUCCAGCGAGGACUUCGACGAGUGGUUCAAGUCCAAAGAGGGCGAUGAGCCGGACGCGAUAGUCAAGCAGCUUCACAAGGUCCUUCGUCCCUUCCUCCUCCGCCGUGUAAAGUCUGAUGUUGAGCACUCGCUCCUCCCCAAAAAGGAGAUCAAUCUCUACGUCGGCAUGACCGAGAUGCAGCGCAAGUGGUACCGUAUGCUCCUCGAGAAGGACAUUGACGCGGUUAACGGUGCAUCCGGCAAGAAGGAGGGCAAGACGCGUCUGCUCAACAUUGUCAUGCAGCUACGCAAGUGUUGCAACCAUCCUUACCUCUUCGACGGCGCCGAGCCCGGUCCUCCCUACACCACGGAUGAGCACCUCAUCGACAAUGCGGGCAAGAUGAUGAUUCUGGACAAGUUGCUCAAGUCAAUGCAGGCUAAGGGCUCGCGUGUUCUGAUCUUUUCGCAGAUGAGCCGUGUGCUUGACAUUCUCGAGGACUACUGCCAAUUCCGCGGCUUCAAGUACUGCCGUAUCGACGGUAACACUGCCCACGAUGACCGUAUCAGCGCCAUCGAUGACUACAACGCUCCAGACAGCGAGAAGUUCAUCUUCCUCCUCACCACUCGUGCCGGUGGUCUGGGUAUCAACCUUGUGACUGCCGAUGUCGUCGUGCUUUUUGACUCGGACUGGAACCCGCAGGCAGACCUGCAGGCCAUGGAUCGCGCCCACCGUAUCGGUCAGACCAAACAGGUCUACGUGUUCCGCUUCAUCACGCAGGAUGCCGUCGAAGAACGCAUUCUGGAGCGUGCGACACAAAAGCUAAAGCUUGAUCAAUUGGUAAUCCAGGAGGGCCGAGCCCAGCAGAACCAGAAGGUUGGCUCGAACAAGGAUGAGCUGCUGGACAUGAUCCAGCAUGGCGCGGAGAAGAUUAUCAACAGCUCGACAGACAUGAUGGUUGACGAUGAUAUUGACGACAUUAUCCGGCGCGGCGAGGAGAAGACCGCUGAGCUCAAUAAGAAAUACCAGGGCCUUGAUCUUGACGCGCUCAACAACUUCCGCUCGGAAAGCUUGAUUAACCAGUGGGAGGGCGAGGACUUUGCUGCCAAGCGCAAGAGCAUGAUCUGGAUCGAGCCCGCCAAGCGCGAGCGCAAGGGCAACUACUCGAUCGAUCAGUAUUACCGCGACAACAUGAAGACGGGACCAUCAAAGCCGGACAAGCCCAAGAUCCCGCGCCCUCCCAAGCAGGUACACAUCAAUGACUUCCAGUUCUACCCUCCCCGUCUCACCGACCUUCAGAACCGCGAGCACAACUUCUACCUCAAAGAGCAGAAUUAUGUUGUCCCGGUGCGCGAGCCUGAGGAGGGAGAGACUGCCGAGGAUGUUGAGACCGAGAGGCAAGAGACUCAGGAGAAGAUCAACAAUGCCGUCCCAUUGACUGAGGAGGAGAAGGAAGAGAAGGAGGAGCUCGCAGGCGACGGGUUUGCCGACUGGCAGCGUCGCCACUUCCUGGCCUUCAUCAAGGGGCUGGAGCGGUACGGGCGUGACGCUCUUGACAAGGUGGCGGCGGACAUGCAGGACAAGACCGAGGAGGAGGUGCGCGAGUACGCUAAGGUAUUCUUCAAGCGCUACACCGAGCUCAAGGAUGCCGACAAGUACAUGGCGCGUAUCCGUGCUGGCGAGGAGAAGCUGCGCGAGAACGUGGACAAGAUUGCGGCGCUCCACAAAAAGGUCAAGUCCUACAACUACCCGAUGCAGGAACUGCGCGUGCAGUAUGGGCAGAACAAGGGCAAGUCGUACUCUGACGAGGAGGAUCGAUUCCUGCUUGUGCGGAUGCACCACCACGGAAUCGACAGGGAUGACUGCUACGAGCUCAUCAAGCGGGACAUUGGCGAGUGGCCGUUGUUCCGCUUCGACUGGUUUUUCAAGAGCCGCACGCCCGAGGAGCUGCGGCGCCGUGGGCAGACGUUGCUGCUGUGCCUGAUGAAGGACCAAGCAGACGACAAGCCCAAGGGCGGCAAGAAGCGCGCACUGGACGAUGUCAAGAGCAACGCAGCGAGUCGCGACACAACACCAAGUGGCGACAAGCGGAAGAAGGCGAAGAAGUAGAGGGCGAGGCCCACCAUGUAUCCUUAUACCCGCUGGCCAUGUAUGCACGCCAUGUCUCAUUG